Molecule: messenger RNA, 4178 nt
Organism: Rubroshorea leprosula
Lineage: Eukaryota; Viridiplantae; Streptophyta; Magnoliopsida; Malvales; Dipterocarpaceae
Source: the annotation of a GenBank genome assembly
GUGCGAAUGGUACUAGAGGUGUUGAGAAAAGAAAAGUUGUUUGCUAACCUUAAAAAGUGUUCCUUUUGCACAAAUUAGAUUGUUUUUUUAGGGUAUUGGCAUUGGUGCUGUUUUGAUGCAAGAGCGGCGACCUAUUGCAUUUUUCAGUGAAAAAUUGACUGGUGCAGCACUUAACUAUCCUACUUAUGACAAGGAGAUGUAUGCAUUGGUAAGAGCUUUAGAGACAUGGCAGCAUUAUCUUUGGUCUAAGGAGUUCGUGGUACAUGCUGAUCAUGGGUCAUUGAAGCACCUGAAGGGACAAGGUAAGUUGAAUAGACGAUAUGCUAAGUGGGUGGAAUUCCUUGAGACGUUUCCCUAUGUUAUCAAGUAUAAGCAAGGAAAACAAAACAUUGUGGCUGAUGCAUUAUCUCGUAGCUUCGAUUUGCUUGUUAUAUGCUGUCGUCUUGAUUCCCAUCAUUUACCUAUUGACGAACAAGCUAGUUUGGAUGGGAAAAAGAAAGCUGAAGCGGUUAAGCAACUGCAUGAGAGGGAGCGAUUCCCUGCACAAAGGCAUUCUAAGCUGCAACCAAGAGGCGAUGGACCAUUUCAAGUGAUUGUGAGGAUUAAUGACAAUGCAUACAAGUUGGAGCUUCCUGGUGACGAUUUGAAGACAAAUCCUUUUGAGGAGAGAGGGAAUGAUGGGAAUCAAGACGACAGCAUAUCUACUACGUCAUGUGAUCCAUUACACACCCAAGGAGUUCUAGUCACGCGAGCUAGAGCUAAGAAGAUGCGAGAAGCUUUAAAUUGCCUUAUUGAGAAGAUCUGGGUUGAUAACAACAUGCAAGAAGUAAAUCGAAGCUUGGAUGAUUAUCAAGGCAUGAUAAACGUCAUUCAGAAGGUGGAAUUGGUGUUUGAUUGCCGUAACUAUUCUGAGGAGAAAAAGGUGAAACUAGCAGCGGUGGAAUUUACUAAUCAUGUUGUGGUGUGGUGGGAUCAGCUUGUGCUUAGUCGAUGUAGAAAUCGAGAGCGUCCUGUUGACACUUGGGAAGAGAUGAAAGCUGUGAUGAGAAAACGAUUUGUUCCUAGUCACUACUACCGUGAUCUCUAUCGACGAUUGCAGGGCCUUACUCAAGGGUCCAAAAGCGUUGAGGAUUAUCACAAAGAGAUGGAAAUCGUAAUGGUUAGAGCGAAUGUGGAAGAGCACAGAGAAGCAACUAUGGCACGGUUUCUGCAUGGCUUAAAUUGUGAUAUAGGUAAUGUGGUGGAGCUGCAGCAUUAUGUGGAAUUGGAAGAUAUUGUGCAUAUGGCAAUGAAAGUAGAACGGCAACUCAAGCGUAAAGGAGCCACCACCAGAACUGGGCAAAAUUCAGGUUCCUCAACUUCUUGGAAACUGAAUUGGAGCAAAAAGGAAGAAAAUUCUGUUUUUAAGCCUAAAAUUGCAGCAUCUAAGUCAAAAGACGUUGGCAGCAGUGAGAAGAGUAAAACUGACAGUAUGCAAGGCAGAAACUGGGACAUUAAGUGUUUUCGAUGGUUGGGAAGAGGGCAUAUUGCAUCACAAUGCCCCAAUAAGCACACGAUGAUCUUGAAAGAGGGUGGAGAAAUUGAAACAGAGGGUGAAUCUGAUGAUGACUCUAUGCCACCAUUGGAAGAUGCUGAUGAUGGCAUGGAAUAUGCUGUUGAUGGAGAACUGCUUGUCACCAGGCGUGCUUUGAAUGACUUCAAGGAUGUGUUUCCAGAUGACGUUCCUAAUGGUUUACCACCAAUAAGAGGAAUCAAGCAUCAAAUUGGCUUCAUUCCUGGUGCAACAAUUCCAAACCGACCAGCAUAUCGAAGCAAUCCCAAUGAGACGAAAGAACUUCAAAGGCAGGUUGAAGAACUCAUGAAAAAGGGACAUGUGAGAGAAAGCAUGAGUCCAUUUGCAGUUCCAGUGCUACUUGUGCCUAAGAAGGAUGGGACUUGGCGUAUGUGCGUUGAUUGUCGUGUGGUCAACAAAAUCAAUGUAAAGUAUCGUCACCCUAUUCCUAGGUUAGAUGACAUGUUAGAUGAGUUGCAUGGUUCUUGCAUAUUCUCUAAAAUUGAUUUAAAGAGUGGAUAUCAUCAGAUUAGGAUGAAGGAAGGAGAUGAAUGGAAAACAGCCUUUAAAAUGAAACAUGCUGAUGGAAUUGCAGUAGAUGAAGAAAAGGUUAAGGCUAUUAAAGAAUGGCUGACACCUAAAAAUAUUUUUGAGGUGCGGAGUUUUCAUGGUUUGGCGAGUUUCUACCGGAGAUUCAUCAAGGAUUUCAGCACAAUUGCAACACCGUUAACUGAAAUUGUGAAAAAAAGUGUUGGAUUUAAGUGGGAAAGUGAACAGGAGAAUGCUUUCAAUUUAAUUAAGGAAAACUUAAUUUCUGCACCGUUACAUGCUUUACCUGAUUUUACUAAAACUUUUGAAAUUGAAUGUGAUGCAUCAGGUAUUGGCAUUUGUGCUGUUUUGAUGCAAGAGCGGCAACCUAUUGCAUUUUUCAGUGAAAAAUUGACUGGUGCAGCACUUAACUAUCCUACUUAUGACAACCAGAUGUAUGCAUUGGUAAGAGCUUUAGGGACAUGGCAGCAUUAUCUUUGGCCUAAGGAGUUUGUGAUACAUACUGAUCAUGAGUCGUUGAAGCACCUGAAGGGACAAGGUAAGUUGAAUAGACGACAUGCUAAGUGGGUGGAAUUCCUUGAGACGUUUCCUUAUGUGAUCAAGUGUAAGCAAGGAAAGGAAAACAUUGUGGCUGAUGCAUUAUCUCGUAGGUUCUCGAAGAUGGCACACUUCAUUCCAUGUCAUAAAACUGAUGAUGCAACCAAUAUUGUGGAUUUAUUCUUCAAGGACGUUGUUCGUUUACAUGGCAUUCCAAGGACUAUCGUUUCUGAUCGCGAUGUCAAGUUCUUGAGUUACUUUUGGAAGACAUUGUGGGGAAAGCUGGGAACUAAUCUACUGUUUUCGACUACUUGUCAUCCACAAAUUGAUGGACAAACAGAAGUGGUUAAUAGGACGUUGUCAACCUUAUUGCGUUAUAUAAUUCAGAAGAACUUGAAGAACUGGGAAGAGUGUUUGCCGCACAUUGAAUUUGCUUAUAAUCAGAGCGUCCAUUCAGCAACUAACUGUUUGCCAUUUGAAGUUGUGUAUGGUUUUAAUCCACUCACUCCUUUAGAUUUAUUGCAUUUACCUAUUGACGAACAAUCUAGUUUGGAUGGGAAAAAGAAAGCUGAAGCGGUUAAGCAACUACAUGAGAGGGAGCGAUUCCCUGCACAAAGGCGUUCUAAGCUGCAACCAAGAGGCGAAAGACCAUUUCAAGUGAUUGUGAGGAUUAAUGACAACGCAUACAAGUUGGAGCUUCCUGAUGAGUAUAAUGUUAGUGCUACUUUUAAUGUUUCUGAUCUUUCUCCUUUUGAUGUAGAGGGAGUCACGCAAGCUAGGAAGAUGCGAGAAGCUUUAAAUGGCCUUAUUGAGCAGAUCUGGGUUGGAAACAACAUACAACAAGCAAAUCGAAGCUUGGAUGAUUAUCAAGGCAUGAUAAACAUCAUUCAGGCUUGUAAUCCUAAUGGGGAGGAAGCUAUUGAAUCUGAGAUUUUGAGAGACUUUUCUCUUUGGGUGUGGCGUCAACCAACUUUAUACCUCUGGUUCUUGUUGCGUCAUAGACAACGGGUCAAGGUUUUCACCUUCGGCUCUUGUUGCAACAUAAACAAUGGGUCAAGGUCCUAUUAUAAACCUGAUUUAGCUUUCCUGGAGUUUAGAAAUCCCUUGUCGUGCUGUGGGUCUCAUUGUUCUCUUUGGGGUUCUCAUCAAAUGUUGUUUUGGGAACUACCACAAUAUGCAAAAGAUUUGAUAAUUAGUGUUGAAUUCGAGCAAACCUCUAACAUUUAUGACGAGAACCCCAAAGAGAACAAUGAGAUGGGAAUCAAGACGACAGCAUAUCUACCACAUCAUGUGAUUGCUCGCGUGACUGGACCUCCUUGGGUGUGUAAUGGAUCACAUGACGUGGUAGAUAUGCUGUUGUCUUGAUUCCCAUCAAUUUAUCACAUCUUUUAGCAUAUUCUUUAGCAUUUAUCUUCAUUGCUGGCCAAAAAUAUCCAUGGCAGAGGAUUUUAUAUGAUAAAGGGUUUACUGCUAUAUCAGUGGAAUAUUCCUCUUCAUGGCCUUCUUCAAGCACUAUCUUCAAUAAAGGCAAUCAUCAAUU